AUGGUAAACGAUGAGCAAACACUCGCCCAAGUCACUGCUGAUGUGCUGGGAAUACUGCUGGUAGGGUGGUUUACAGCUAUUCCUUACGAAUUUGUAACAGAAAUAGGUGAUUUGCGGCCUCUGUGGGACUGGGCAAUGGACCUAUUAGCCAAUCCCUUGUUGGCUCUGCACUUUGUCUGGGAUGCUCAGCGGCUUUAUAAGCACAACGGGACUCACUUUGAGCGCUUCUUUCAAGAGCCAUGGAUGGGAGACCGCUGGUGGAAUCUUCAAUCCUUAUUACCUGAGAAUGGAGCGCCCUUCGUGUUCAUAUUAUAUGCUGACAAAACUCAUCUUUCAUUGGCUGGUACUGUCAAAGCAUACCCAGUAAUUGCCCGAUGCGGGAAUCUACCAGUCAAUAUUAGGAAUGUCGAUGGUCCCGGAGGAGGGCGUCUGGUUCCCAAGGAUUUAGAUGAGGAUGGCAAACUUUCAUACACAAAUUUGAAGUGUGUUGUAUGGCACGAAUCAUUUUCAAUCCUGCUCACAACUAUCAUGGUUUUAUCUGCCACUGGGUUUGCACAUGAGUGCUACGAUGGAACUCAACGCUGGCUAUUCCCAUUAAUUCUGAUCCUAUCAGCUGAUUAUGAAGAGCAAGAAGAACUCACCGACCAUUCAACGACUUAUCCUAAGUGCACCGUUAAAGAUGCACAAGAUCGUGUCGAGUUAUGGGCCAGAGAUUGCAUUGCGGGCGAGGCAGAACUGAAGAAACAGAGCUUGAGGCCUAUCAAGAAUGCAUUAUGGAAAGUCAAGCUGUCCAACCCACACAAUGCACUCUUGCAAGAUCCACUACAUGUCUAUCAUAAGGGGAAGUUUGGUGAUCACUUGUUUGAUGAGUUCAAGAAACACAUCAAGGCACUUGGAUGCGCCGCUGAGAAGAAGGUUGAUGAACAGUUUGAUGCAUUUCCGCGAUGGCGAAACCUGAACCAUUUCAACCGCGUUACCAACAUAUAUUUUACUGAUGGUAACAAGUUCCAGGACAUAUCUAGGCAAAUUGUGUAUGCAGUACAGAACGUGCUCACAUGCGUGGAAGAUGAAGCUGGCUAUGCACUCUUAAAGUGCAUAGUGAGCUAUCUUCACAUUGAUAUUACUCUUGCAGCUGGAGAGGCGGAGAUCCUCAUGUUUCAGAAACUGUUAGAUGAAUAUAUUGAGGCCCUUGGCGAUGAUGCAACUAAGAAUUGGAAUUUCCCAAAGGCUCAUGCCUUGAAGCAUGUAUUCACUGACAUUAGGGAGAAAGGAGCAGCUCGAAACUUCAGCACCAGACUGAAUGAGAAGCAACAUGGACCGAUCAAACGUGCAUACAAAUUGCAAACAAACGGGAAGGAUAUUGCUAACCAGAUACUUAGACUAGAUCAUAUGACCCUCAUCUCUGGGCUCAUCCGCAGCCAUGUUGACUACCUUGACGAAGAACGACGUAAGGCCAUGCUCUCAGAGAGAGAACUUGAGGAGGAAGACCUAGAUGAUCAACCUUUUGGCGGAUAUAUUCACCUUGGUGCCCCACAACACUCCCUGACCCUUUCGCAGCUCGAAGAAGAAAAUGCAUCCAAGCCUGCCUCUGCACAGUUCCGCAAGAAACUUUCAUUAUUCCUCAACAACUUUCUGCCUGCCUACAACAUACCACUACCUGAUGGCAAAACAUGGUUGAUACUCUCAGCACAAGAUACAGUCCAGGAGCAUCGGUUCCUCAAGGUCAACUACGAGUCCGCUGUGGAUUGGAAGCUCACUACAGAUUAUUUGCGGUGUAACCAAAGCUUUCAUGGCCAUGAGCGAUGCGACUGUGCCCUGAUUCACACCAAUGACAAAGACGUCAAUGACAAGAACAUUUUUGUUCACAUCUUGCUUAUGUUCAAGCACAUGAUUGGCAGCAAGGUUUUCGAUCUCGCUUUAGUUCUACCUAUGGAUCUGUGA
Suillus subalutaceus is the source of this 1941-nucleotide messenger RNA. RefSeq lists its product as uncharacterized. The record is from RefSeq and is a predicted model, not a curated record. Lineage: Eukaryota; Fungi; Basidiomycota; Agaricomycetes; Boletales; Suillaceae. The coding region runs from base 1 to 1941 and encodes 646 amino acids. The transcript has 13 exons.